Molecule: messenger RNA, 3066 nt
Organism: Pyricularia pennisetigena
Lineage: Eukaryota; Fungi; Ascomycota; Sordariomycetes; Magnaporthales; Pyriculariaceae
Exons: 3
Biological process (GO): regulation of DNA-templated transcription; DNA-templated transcription
Molecular function (GO): DNA binding; zinc ion binding; DNA-binding transcription factor activity, RNA polymerase II-specific
Source: RefSeq, a predicted model, not a curated record
AAAAAAGUUACGGGAUUGAUUUCGAGCCAAGAUAUGCAGAGCCAUGGCCAAACCCCUGUUUAUGGUGCUCACCCUGAACAUCAACUGUCCGACGCACCCAGCAUGGAUCCAAGACUUGGCCACGAGCGCCACGUAGCUCACGAUUACAUGCGUGGACAGGACCCGAUUUCUGUGGCUCCGGUUGGACAUCAUCCUUCAUCCAUGGACGCCAACAGCGGCUCUAGUCCUAGUAUUGGAGCAACGUGUGAGCUCAGGGACACGCCAACAAUAACAUCCAGCCACGGAUAUCUUAUGGGGCAUGGACAACUCUUUGCCAGUCCCAAUCUUGGCUCCGUGGAAGCAAUGGCCAGCCAGCACCAGUUCCAUCAGUCGACACAGCAGCACUUAGAAAACCAUACGUCGCAUCAACAUCAACAUCAUCAAUAUCUCCAUGAUAAUGAAGCCACAGCACACCAUGCCCCGAUGAUGCCGAUGACACCAUCAUCUGGCACAGCACCAGGAAACCCCAAGCCAAUAAGGAGACGUAUGCGCAUGAUAACAUCGUGCCUCGAGUGUCGCCGGAGGAAGCUCAAGUGUAACAAAUCUAACCCCUGCACCAAUUGCACCAAGUUUAAUCGAGAAUGUUUAUACCUUUCAGCUAAGCUGGAUGAGGCGAGUCAACACCGCCUCACGGAGAUCAAGGAAAAGGCCGGUCUAUUGGAGCGCCAGCUUGAGCGAUCGGUGGCUAGAUCAGCCUCACGCAGCUACAGCCAGCAGAGAAUCGUAGCGGAUGAUGUUGAGGACGAAUACGCCGACGAGCGAGAGCUCGAAGCAACCCCGAUGGUUGCGCUAGACCUCACUUACGAUGAUCCAGACGUUGAACAUACCACCGACGAUAUCAUUGAUUUGGGAAUACAAGUUGGAAAGAUGCGUAUUACUGAGCGAAUCGGAGGACUCAAUAGACCAAGGAUAUCCGAAGAGAUUGAAGCAGGAUUAUCUGCACCACUGCCGCAGCCUCCAGGAUACGAUCAAAUGUCUGGACAGACAUCCAGGGCCGCCAGCAUGUCUGCGGUCAACGGUUCCGAAAUAUUCAUUCCUGACUUCUUGCGGCCCGGCACCUCUUACAUUCCGCCGACAAGUGGCUACUUUUUUGGACAGGUCGUACACUCGCCGGGCCUGGAUCAGCUACUUCCUAGCUCCAGGGGAAUGGGAGAUAUGUUGUUGCAGCGUUACUACGAUGCGGUCCAUCCCAUCGCCCGCUGUGUCCACUGGCCAAGCUUCGAGCUGACAUACCAGUCAUUUUGGGAAGAUUGCAACGCCGGUUAUGAGCCUCGGCCAUCAGUGCAAGCUGUGGUGUUUGCUGCAUGGUUUAGCGCAGCCGUUUCUCUGGAAAAUGACGGUGAUCUACGCAUCUUCGGCGAGUCCAAAACUGCACUGAUGCAGAAAAUGAAGAUCGGGACAGAAGCGGCUUUGAGCAAAGCCAACUUCCUGAGAACAACGCGAGUGGAAACAUUGCAGGCUUUCAUCAUGUACAUGAUACCACUAUGUCGUGCUGAAAUCUCGAGGGCCCACUCAGUCUUGGUUGGAGCAGCAGUGAGGAUGGCAGAAUGCAUGGGCCUACACCGUGAUGGGGAAGCGUACGGAUUGACGCCGCUCGAGACACAUGUGCGAAGACUACUCUGGCAACAGCUCUGUUUCCUCGACGUUCGGACCUGCGAGGCUCAAGGACCCAAGCCAGCCAUUAGAAGGGAAGACUACGACACGAGUCUACCUUUGAAUUGCGAGGAAGAGGAUCUCACAAACGCGAUCGAGCCGCCCAGUCCUGCUGAUAGGUGGACAUCGGCCUUGCUGCCCCUGAUGCGUUUCGAGAUAAACGAGAUGAUGCGCAACAUAUGGAUGGACCGACGCAGGCUCGAGACCCACAAGACCACCGUCACCAAUGUUUUACAAAAGAUUGGCAACUUCCGAAAGCGCCUGUUGGAAAAGUACGAAAGGUUUCUCGACGACCGUGUGCCAAUACAACGAUAUGCAAAACUCGUGAUGCACCUGCUCACGCACCGGCUCUAUGCCAUGAUACUCCACCCGUACUACGCCAACACUUCGAACCCGAUGCCUCCGCGGCUUAACAGUGUACUCAUUUGGGGUGGUGUAGGGAUCAUCGAGAUUUCGAUACAGCUAGAGACUAACCCGGACUUUGCCCUCUGGUCCUGGUAUUUGGGAGCAUACCAACAAUACCAGAUUGCGCUCCUCCUGGCAACCGAGAUUUAUUACCGGCCCGCCAACAAGGAAGCUGACCGCAUCUGGGCUUGUCUUGAUCAUGUCUUUGGUAUGGAGAGAAACAUGAGCCGAGAUGAAAAGGGCUCCAUGAUAUUGCAUGAGAUUGCGGAAAAAACCUCGGUCUACAUGGGCAUGCGCAAGAUGCGUGCGCCUAGGAGUACUACCGAGGCAGUGCCAGACAAACAACCCAUCAAGACUGAGGGUAGCGUAUCUCCGUCAGCAGCUGUGCUUGCCGCUGCUGAGCCAUACAACCCUCAAACAGUCCAGAAUCAGAGCCAUCAAACCCACCACCAGGAGAACGAACAGAUACCAACCAGCCAGUCAAGCAUGCAGUAUUCGCCGCCAUUAUUCGCCCAAAACCCGUCACAGCAGAGGCACCACCAUCAGCACUCCCCUGGCAGCUUCAAGGUAGAACCCGGAAUUUCAUCAGCCAUAAUGCCAACUGCACCAAUCACAGGGACAGGAGGAACAAGAGGAGCGCCUAUGCAGACAGGUUUACCUAUGCAUAUGCCUCAUGGUCCGCCACAACACGUAGUCUUUGCUGGCGUUUCCAACGGAGAGGUGCUCUGGAGCCUCCCGCCCCAGAAUCCAGGCAGCCCGGAAGCCAGUAGCGACGGUGGCAGCGUUGUUGGGCAUCCCCAGAGAAGUAGCCAAAUUUCUGCACCGCCUGGCGGAGGAGCCAUGGGUGGCAUUGAUUGGGCCGCAUGUACAGAUGCCAUCAACGCAAUCUUUCCUAGCGACCCUCAGACAGGCGAAUUUUCCAUGAACGUUUUUGUGGAUCCUAAUGUUGGGAUGAAAUGGAGCAACUGA